AUGAACACCAUCCUACACGUCGUGUAUAUAGCUCUUUUUGUUGUUGUUAUCAAUGGGCAGACAUGUGAACCGUGUAAAGAAAACAAUCCGCGUACAAUAUCUUUUAUAAGCAGAAACGUGUCUAGUUCAGUGAAUCAAUUUAUUUGGAUAAGUGAAGGAGUAACAGCCGCUGUAUGCUACUCACAAAAUGGACUGGAGUGUUUAUUAAACCCAGAAGCUCGUGGCUUGCUGUCGUCAACAAUUGAAAAGAAACCAGAUGAUGUAGUAAAUACCUCUGUUACGUUUACAGCUAAUAGACUCAAAAAGCUAACAUCAGAGACAAAAUGGGAACUCAAAGUUUUAGAUGACCAUCAAAGCUUAAAGCAAUUGUAUACGUGUGAUGUUAAAAUAUACAGGAGUGUACCUCUACCUAGCUGUAAUUACGAGGCCUCGCAUAAAGGUUUAGAAGUGAAAUGUUUCAGCCCUUUCGUGUACCCCACAAGCGUAUGCAGCUUUAAUGUUCGCUUUGUUCAGACAAUUUUAAACCAGAUGGCUGUUCAUUAUAAUCAUUCCAUUACAAAUACUGAUCCCAUCUACUACACAACUGAAUGUUCAUUGUCAGUACCACAACAUCUGUUAAUGCCUGGUGUGCUGAAAUACCAAGUGACAAUGUUUCCAAAUAUCACUACUACCAGUGCAACAUUUUCAAUAAAAGAAUUAGAAAAGACAGCUAAAGACACAAUCAACAUAGAAUUCCCAAGUAUUAAAAUGGUAGCAUGCCCAGAUUUAAUUGAAGAAGGGAAUAUUUUCAACUGCACAUGUGAAAGAAAUGACACAAGUGAUAUCCGAACACUUGUCUAUUGGUAUAGUUCAAAAACUACCAAUGAAAAAUUUACAAUUUUGUCAGAAACAGCAAUAGAAAAUGCAUCAGAUUUUGUCUGCAAUGCAGUUAGUGGAUUAGGAUGGACAUCAAAUAUAAAUUACAGUCCUACAAUUAAAAAAAAGAAAUCCAGUAAUAUGUUAACGUGCUCCAGUAACAAGCCUUACAACUGCUCUAAUGAAUGCUAUGGUGAUGAUGAAUUUUGUCUCAAAGAUGCAGUUUACUCUUGCAUUUCUCCACUCAGUGUCAUUCACCUCCAUGAAUGGUGUCGUACAAUUAAUGUGUCAGAUACUAGUCCUAGAGAAUCCAAGAGCUGUCAUAAAAUUUGUCUAUUCCUUCAAGGAAAAACUAAAGAUAAAAACAAUGAUAAUCUUGAGAUUAAAAUUGGAAUAAGCACGUCGUCUUUAUUAAUUGCAGGUAUACUAAUCAUCUUAUUGGUAAUAUAUCGAAAGCCCUUACUGCAACUGCUGAAAGGAGCAAAUUAUGAAAAUAGAAAUUUAAAUCAAGAUGCAGUUCAGCACAAUAAUCAUUUGCGAGAGUUCCGACUAAUAGAAGAAGACCAGCAAGCAGUUAUUCCACUUUUAGAUCUUCCUAAUGAGCAUCAGGCAAUGGAAUCAUCUGGUACAUUGCCACAAGGCCCUACAAGAAUCUUACAAGAGGUAGAGGUAGAUGAACAAAAUAGAACACACUGCACCAGUGAUGAUCAACUUAAUCAAUCAAACAGGUUUACACAGCAUGACAAUAUACAUCAAGAAGGGAAUACAUAUUUGUCAGAUGCCACAGAAGAAACUUAUUUAAUGAAGCCGUGUUUCAGUAUGGAGGAUGAAGUAUUGGAUUUGAGGGAAUCACACCAAAGUAUUACUGUUUCAUCAGAAGGGACAAAUGAAAUAGAACCAAGCACACAAUAUCGCUCAAACGAUUAUCAACAACAGGUAACAACAGAUGAAACAGAGGUAGCAGGCUUGGCAAAUACCUUAGAAGAGGAUGUUACAGAUGAUACAAAUAUAAUUCAGGAUUUCACUUUUCAAACAGAUGUUAUACCACAAGAAGAAUGCUAUGAAAGAGAGAAAAAUCCCAGUAAUGAAGGUGUUCAGUAUCAGACAGAUGUAAGAAAUGUUACUUUAGAGGAUAGUCUAUCAGCAGAAAAUAAUUCAAGUAGUUCUCAGCCAAAACUGCCUAUUGCAACAAAAGAUGAACUGGUUAUUACUUUCCAUAAGUUAAAACACUAUGGAGCGUCUGUUAAAGUGCUAUUGCCCCUUUCCAUAUUUACACCCAUAAGCCAGCUGAAAGAAAACAACAAAGAUGCUUUACACAUUGUGGCAGGAUAUCAGCAAUGGGAAUUUGCUGGAACUGUACUGGCAGAUGAUAGGUGCUUAAAAGAUUACAAUAUUAAGUAUGGAGACAACAUCACAAUUAAAUUAAUAUAAUUGUCAGAAUAUUCAUUUUCAUAUGUUGCUACAUUGUAGAAGAAAGUUUAAUUUGUGUAAGGUUACAAAGGGUGCAAUAAGGAAAAUCAAAGUGCAUUACAAACUGUUUGUAGUAGUUUACUGUUUUUGGUAAUUGUACUAUCAACAUACAAUAAAAGGGCUAAUAUAAUAUUUAAAGCAUACGUUACAUAUUUUUAAAAAAUAUAACAUUUUUGUAUAAAAUGUUUAAGGCAUGGUGCACUAAUUUAAAAUUAACUGAGUAAAAUAACUAUUAUAUUUUUUCCACAUCAUACUUAGUUUAUAUUUGUAUUUUCAACUCUGUAGUUAUUUUUUACAAUCUUAAUUUUUUAUUUAAGUGCUAGCAUAGUCUAGAGGAAGAAUGCAGUAUACACCUUAAAUAAUAAUCACGAGUUCAGUACCUAGAUUCGAUAUUGUAUAGUGCUCUGAAUAAGCUACUGCUUACAUGGACAAACUGCUUGUUAGAAUCACGUGAACCCUAGCAGCUGUUUACGUGGGUGUAUAAAUAGUUUUUUGCUCUAUCUGUAUUUAAAAAUGGUGGUUUCUCAAAGUGAGCGAGAAUUGGAGAUAUGUUGUUUAAUAAUGUAAAUGUGUAAAUGUAUUAUUCAUAGUUGAUUAAUUUUUUUCAUUGUUAUAUUUAUGUACAUUAUACUCAUAUUUGUAAAUAAGGUAAUGUAAAUUAAAGAGUUUUAUGACAUAACA
Molecule: messenger RNA, 3006 nt
Organism: Physella acuta
Lineage: Eukaryota; Metazoa; Mollusca; Gastropoda; Physidae
Molecular function (GO): protein binding
Source: RefSeq, a predicted model, not a curated record